AUGGCGGCGAGUCGAGCGAACGACUAUGCUGACUCAUCGUGCGCCUAUGUCAUUGCAGGCCUCGAUAACCUUCCGACCGAAAUACAAUUCUUGCUUGCUGAGAUCAAGCAUAAAGAGACGAGGUCACAGGAACUGCAGCAGGACAUCCAGCGAGAGACGGCCAAAUACAUCCGGCACUCCCUGCGCAGUGGCGCCGCGCCCGGGAGCUCGAAGGACGGGCAGAUGCCGCAGAAGAUCGAGGAGGACUACGAGGAGGUCGACCGGCUCGCAGAUGAGAAGCUGCGGCUCGCGCAGCGCAUGGUCGCGCUCAUCGCGCGGGCGCGGGCGCGCCUCGACCAUGACCUGAGCAAAGUGCUCAUCUUGCAGGGCGACCUCGACCCGAGCCAGCAGAACACGUUCGUCAUGACGGGGCGCAACCCCGUGCAGCAGAUCAACGAGAGCCUCCGCCACGCGCUGACGCUCGCGGACGUGCCGCCCGUGGCCCCGGUCGCGCCGACGCCUGCACCACCUAUGAAGCGGAAACGUGCGGCGGCGGCGGUGGCCCAGGCGGCGUCGAUCAAGCUCCCGAGCCCCGCGCCCGUCAGCCUCCAGCUCCCCGUCCAGCGGUCUCGGACCUCGUCGCACCGACCCUCGCCCGCGCGGGGCCGCCGAGCCGUGUCUUCUGUCGGGCCCGACGAGGACGCGGAGGGGGAGGACGACGUGGAGGACGCCGGCGACGACGGCGAGGACAACGAGGACAAGUCGCUGUACUGUUUCUGUCAGAAGAUGUCUUAUGGCGAGAUGGUCGCAUGCGACAACUCGAAAUGUCCAUUCUCGUGGUUCCACCUUCCAUGCGUCAAUCUCAAGCCGCCUCUUCCGGACGUGUGGUACUGCUCGCAUUGCACCGCGAACGGGCACGCGGGGAAUUAUGGCAUCGGCGGGACGGAGCGCUCACGGAAGAGGAAGCGGUAG
Molecule: messenger RNA, 951 nt
Organism: Heterobasidion irregulare TC 32-1
Lineage: Eukaryota; Fungi; Basidiomycota; Agaricomycetes; Russulales; Bondarzewiaceae
Exons: 6
Coding region: 1-951 (316 amino acids)
Biological process (GO): regulation of DNA-templated transcription
Cellular component (GO): nucleus
Source: RefSeq, a predicted model, not a curated record